AUGAUCAGCUCCGAAACAAUACAACUGUCCCUCAACUUGGACCAUAUCAGCGAGGUCGACUUCGGACGGCUGGAAAGGAGGCAAAGGUUCCGAUCGCGGAGUGUCGGCCACCAAAGAUCCGAUCACAACAUGCUGAGCCGUUGGGCGUCGGCCAUUUCACUCGAAGAAAUCAACGAGUACGGAAAGUGGAAGGUCGAAAGGGCGCAGAAUAUGCAAUCCUUACAGUUCUCAAUUCCAGAAAGAGGCUUUUCGCGUUCUUUCUGACGACCUUCUGGAAAUAAUUGUUCAACCCGGAAGUCAUUUUUGCCCUGCUUUGGGGUCAAUCCCCGGUUUCACAAGAGUUUACAGCGGCGCGAGGUUAUCUGAUCGCUGCUGA
Molecule: messenger RNA, 376 nt
Organism: Caenorhabditis sp. 36 PRJEB53466
Lineage: Eukaryota; Metazoa; Nematoda; Chromadorea; Rhabditida; Rhabditidae
Source: the annotation of a GenBank genome assembly